Chenopodium quinoa (quinoa) is the source of this 1144-nucleotide messenger RNA. RefSeq names its product germin-like protein subfamily 2 member 4. Lineage: Eukaryota; Viridiplantae; Streptophyta; Magnoliopsida; Caryophyllales; Amaranthaceae. Gene Ontology annotation, cellular component: plasmodesma; cell wall. Gene Ontology annotation, biological process: regulation of root development; plasmodesmata-mediated intercellular transport. Gene Ontology annotation, molecular function: manganese ion binding. The record is from RefSeq and is a predicted model, not a curated record. The coding region runs from base 300 to 959 and encodes 219 amino acids. The transcript has 2 exons.
ACGUUGAAACAAUUAAAAAGUACUUCAAGUAUGUAAUAGAUAGAUGAAGGCAUGUGGCCUAUCCCAUGCCUUAAUUGCCCUCUCUUGCGGUUGACAAAUCAUUAAUCAAUCUUCCUACCCACCACAUAUUUUCAAUUCAUCUAUAGUCACUAUUUAAGAAAACCCCUUCAGCCUUAGUUUACCAUUCCAAGUACAUCUCUUUAAUUUCUUUCUUGAAACAUUCGACUAAUUGUCAUUAAGUUAAACUUAGCUGAGUUAAUUAUCAGAUCUAAACAGCCAUUAGUGUUAUCAAUAAUAUAAUGGCUGUCAAAAUAGUUGCUGGUUUUCUAGUGGUGUUGUUGGCAGUGUCUACCCCUGCAUUUGCUAAUGAUCCUGAUAUGCUCCAAGAUGUUUGUGUUGCUGAUUCCACCUCUGGGGUGAAGGUGAAUGGAUUUGCAUGCAAGGCAGCAGCAAACAUAACAGGAGAAGACUUCUUCUUUGCUGGAAUAGCCAAACCCGGUAUGACAAACAACACCAUGGGAUCUCUAGUAACUGGAGCCAACGUCGAGAAGAUACCGGGACUUAACACACUUGGAGUAUCCAUGGGCCGUAUCGACUUCGCCCCUGGUGGUCUUAACCCACCCCACACCCACCCAAGGGCCACGGAAAUGAUAUUCGUCUUGUACGGAGAAUUAGACGUUGGUUUCAUAACUACUUCAAAUAAGCUCAUUUCUAAACACCUUAACGUUGGUGAAACCUUUGUGUUUCCAAGAGGGUUAAUCCAUUUUCAACAAAAUAAUGGUAAAAAACCAGCUGCAGUAGUAACUGCCUUCAACAGUCAAUUGCCUGGCACCCAAUCAGUAGCCGCCACGUUGUUUACCUCGACCCCACCUGUCCCAGAUCAUGUUUUAACAACGGCUUUCCAAGUUGGUUCCAAGCAAGUUCAAAAGAUUAGAGAUAGGCUUGCCCCUAAGAAGUAAUUAAAUACUCCGUAUAUAAUUACUUCUUAAUUACCCUUUAAUUUUUGUGGAUGGAUAUUCAAUCAUGUGUAUGUAAUGAAUCGAGUAAUAAUAAGGGGGAGAUCUGAUGUCUUGAUUGGUUAAGUUUAUAAUAUAGAGAUCUGAUAAAUAAGAAAUUGAAUAUUAAUACAUUUGUGAACGUGCUU